CCAUAAGCAAGUAAGUAGUGUCUUCUCCAACAAAGCCCUACUUUCGAUCUGUUACGUUUCGAAUCCUCCGGCGUACUCGAUUCACCGGCCGAAUCUCCACUCAAGCGCGUCGCGGUAUUCACUCCCAAAUCGGCGAUAAUGUCGAUGUCUAAGAGUUCCAAGAUGCUCCAGUUCAUAAACUACAGGAUGCGAGUGACGAUCCAAGACGGACGACAGCUAAUCGGAAAGUUCAUGGCCUUCGAUCGCCACAUGAACCUCGUUCUCGGAGACUGCGAGGAGUUCCGCAAGCUUCCGCCAGCUAAAGGGAAGAAGAUAAACGAAGAGAGAGAAGAUCGCCGUACGCUAGGCUUGGUGCUGCUCAGAGGCGAAGAGGUUAUCUCCAUAACUGUCGAAGGACCACCUCCUCCUGAAGAGUCACGUGCCAAGGCUGGUGGCUCAGGAGGUGCUGUUGCUGGUCCUGGAAUGGGCCGUGCUGCUGGACGUGGAGUACCUACUGGCCCGCUUGUUCAAGCCCAGCCUGGGCUUGCUGGGCCUGUUCGUGGAGUUGGUGGGCCGGCUCCGGGGAUGAUGCAGCCUCAGAUCUCUCGGCCUCCGGUUAUGAGGCCUCCCGGACAGAUGCUUCCGCCUCCUCCGAUGGGGAGAGGUCUUCCUCAAGGUCCUCCUCCGCCUUACGGUAUGCGGCCGCAGUUUGGUGGACCGCCGCCGCCUCCGUAUGGGCAGAGGCCGAUGGGUCCUCCGCCUGGUGGGAUGAUGAGAGGUCCUCCGCCGCCUCAUGGGAUGCAGGGACCGCCUCAGGCUCACCCUGGAAUGAUGCAUCCUCCUCCUGGUGGUUUUGCUCCUCCACCGCGUCCCGGCGUUCCACCACCGCCGCCUAACCAGCAGCAGCAGUGAUUUUUUUUUUUUGAACACAACAGCAGCAGUGAUUAGGUUAGCUAAAAGAAUGCAUUUUGUUUUGUGAAGGCAUUGUUAAGGUUUAGUCUGAUCUAUCCUUAAAGUUUGUAGAUUUGUUGACAAGUGAGUGUGUCUUUGCUUUUGUCUUCUUGUGUGUUUCUUGUAAGAG
Messenger RNA from Brassica oleracea var. oleracea, 1060 nucleotides. Its product is annotated as small nuclear ribonucleoprotein-associated protein B'-like. The transcript has a single exon. Lineage: Eukaryota; Viridiplantae; Streptophyta; Magnoliopsida; Brassicales; Brassicaceae. The record is from RefSeq and is a predicted model, not a curated record. Gene Ontology annotation, biological process: mRNA splicing, via spliceosome. The coding region runs from base 139 to 891 and encodes 250 amino acids. Gene Ontology annotation, cellular component: U2 snRNP; cytoplasm; U4 snRNP. Gene Ontology annotation, molecular function: RNA binding.